CCCACGAAAUUGGCAUCCGCCCAAAAGAAGAAAAGGCUAUAAACGAUAAAUCUCUCUCUCUCUCUCUCUCUCUCUCUCUCUCUCUCUCUCACAUCAGUCUUCAAGACCUCCACUUUCAAUAUUGAAUUGAAGUGUUCCAUGGAUGCUCGAGAAGAAACAAAAAGCACUUCAUUCAGUUCUCAGUGGUGAUCUUAACACUUAAAGCUUCGAUGACUCGUUUUUUAUUUGAUAAGAUUUGUAGGGAAAUGUAAUGGUAAUACAUACAAGUCAAGAGCCAUCUGAUGGCUACGGCUGCUGCAUUCAUCGGGCUAAGUGCGGGGAAGAGGAUAUUGAUGAGUUCUUCAUUUUAUCCACUCGACCCCACUGACAAGCCCUUCUCUUCCCAUGAUCUAGGAGCAACGCAAUUUCCAGCAGCUUCAACCAAGAAUGCAAUAGUUGCAAAGAAGUCCAUGAAUUCCGGCCCCGGUUUUUCAUGUACCCGACACUCACAAUCUAUAAAGGCUCUUGAAGAGCAUUUGGAUACUUCUUCUGCUCCUUCAAAUGCAGACAUCUGGCAUCAAAGGUCUGAUAUCCUAGAAAAGGGCGAAAGUUCCAACCUCGAAUCCUCACUAGAAGCCCUCAUUUUGUUGCAGAAGUCCAUGUUGGAGAAACAAUGGAGCCUUUCUUUUGAACAGGCAGGAUUGGUGGAUGCACCUGUGGGGGGCCACAAGAAGAUAGAAGUAACUCGGUCAGGGACAUCUGCACGGCAACGGAGAACAAAACCAAAUACAAGGAAAUCUCUUAAUCGAAAUGCUUCUAUGACAUCUUCGAGUAAAAGAAAACGUCUCGGUCCUGAACUACAGAGUCACUCGACAGGUUAUGUGAAGGGUACGGUGAGUGAAGACUUACUCAGCCAUGCUGAAGUUAUUCGCCUGUCGAAGAAAAUCAAAGCUGGACUUUCUUUGGAGGAGCACAAGUUGAAAUUGAAGGAAAGGUUAGGGUGUGAUCCAUCUGACAAACAGCUUGCAUCUUCACUAAGGAUAUCCUGCAGUGAAUUACGCUUACAAAUGAUUGAAUGUUCUUUGGCAAGAGAGACACUGGCAAUGAGUAAUGUUCGUCUAGUGAUGUCUGUUGCUCAAAAAUAUGAUAACAUGGGGACUGAAAUCGCUGACCUUAUUCAGGGUGGUUUGAUUUCAUUACUGCGAGGUAUAGAGAAAUUUGAUUCUUCAAAGGGUUUCAAAAUAUCAACCUAUGUAUAUUGGUGGAUACGGCAGGGUGUUUCAAGAGCAUUGGUUGAGAAUUCAAGAACACUAAGAUUACCAACACAUUUGCAUGAAAGAUUAAUCUUGAUUCGGAAUGCUAAGACUAGAUUGGAAGAAAUGGGAAUAACACCAUCCAUAGAGAGAAUAUCAGAAAGCCUGAAUAUGUCAAGAAAGAAAGUUAGGAAUGCUACAGAGGCAAUGAAUAAGGUAUACUCUCUAGAUAGGGAAGCCUUCCCCACACUAAAUGGCCAUCCUGGAGAAACUCUUCGCAGUUUCAUUGCAGAUGACAUCCUUGAGAACAACCCGUGGCAUAAAAUAGAUGCGUGGUCACUCAAGGAGGAAGUAAACAAGAUAAUUAAUACAACACUUGGCGAUCGGGAGAGAGAGAUAAUACGCCUUUACUAUGGUCUUGAUAAAGAAUGCCAUACAUGGGAGGACAUUGGUAAACUGAUUGGUUUAUCAAGAGAACGAGUUAGGCAAGUUGGGCUUGCUGCAUUGGAGAAAUUAAAGAAUGAGGCAAGCAAACGAAGGCUGGAAGCAAUGCUGGUGAAACUUUGAUUUUGGUAAUAUGCAGACAUUGCUUAAUGAAUGAAUAUAUGAGAAAAAUAAAGGUGGUAGCAAUUUAUUUAACAUUGGGAAUAAUACAGAGCAAAAUGUAUGUUUUGAGACCAGGAUUUGAACUCAAGGCUUUCUGUAAUUGGAUUUUGAACCCUGAUUAAGCGACUGUAAUAUGAAAAUUUUGCGUAAUAUA
Magnolia sinica is the source of this 1992-nucleotide messenger RNA. Its product is annotated as RNA polymerase sigma factor sigA-like. The record is from RefSeq and is a predicted model, not a curated record. Gene Ontology annotation, molecular function: DNA-binding transcription factor activity. Bases 282 to 1799 code for a protein of 505 amino acids. The transcript has 10 exons. Gene Ontology annotation, biological process: regulation of DNA-templated transcription; DNA-templated transcription initiation. Lineage: Eukaryota; Viridiplantae; Streptophyta; Magnoliopsida; Magnoliales; Magnoliaceae.